This is a messenger RNA of Drosophila mauritiana, 2954 nucleotides long. RefSeq names its product probable G-protein coupled receptor CG31760. Bases 275 to 2902 code for a protein of 875 amino acids. The transcript is spliced from 14 exons. Gene Ontology annotation, molecular function: G protein-coupled receptor activity. Lineage: Eukaryota; Metazoa; Arthropoda; Insecta; Diptera; Drosophilidae. Gene Ontology annotation, cellular component: membrane. Gene Ontology annotation, biological process: G protein-coupled receptor signaling pathway. The record is from RefSeq and is a predicted model, not a curated record.
UUUGAGUGUGUCGGUUGUGCCAUAGCGGAAUAACGGUACAUCCUUCAAAGAAAGCCAAAGAAAGCAGCUCCGCACAAAAUUGAAUAAAACCAAACAAUAAAAGAAACGCUAAAGUGGAGGGAGAUGAUGAAGUGAAAAUAACAGGCUCAGUAAUAACUGAUACAAAAGGAAAAACAGUUGAAAAUCAGACGUCUUUAACUUUGCAGAAGGCAAAUAGAAAGUGCGAGUCAUGAUUUGAGUUUCAGGAAAAGGAGUUGCAAAUGCGAAAACAACAAUGAAAUGCUGGCACAAUGUGGUGAGGCGCAGAAAGAAGAAGCCGACGGCAGCGGCGGCGGCGGAAGGAUCAAAGGGGGCGCAUGAAGGCGUGGCAGGUCCUCGAGAUAGAGAUGCCAUCUGCCAGCGGCAGCAACAAGUGGACACCUACACUUGGCUAACAACACAAGCUGUCCCUCUGCUGUGGCUGCACUUGUUGCUCCUCGUCGCAUUUGCAAAACAUGCGGCUGCAGCCACAACAAUUGCCACAAAUCCCGAGGCCACCACAACAACGGUGAGCAACUACACGGUGACGACCACGGCACUAUCCUCAUCCACGACAGCGACUUCAUCGGGAUCAGCUCCAGCUUCGUCAUCUGCGGCGGAUAAGUUUGCCGGCAACUGGGCCAUCUUGGAGGAUUCGUUCCGGAACAUCGUGCGGAUCGGCGAUGGAAACACGGUGACACGGACGUCCAUUGAACAAUCGCUGGUGACGAUACACGACAUUGCCACGGAGAACUUGGGGACAUUGUGCAUCUCGACCCUAUAUCGCCCCCUACAAGUGCCCAUCAACUCGGAACGAUAUGAGAGCUCCAGACAGAAAACCGAUUUGGCCGCCUCGAUACUCCAGGAAGUGGGCAUCAUUCGGCACGGCGGACUGUCGGAUGCUUUAGCCAAGGGCCUGCUAACCGAUGACUUUAUAACCGGUGCCCGCAUUUUGGCCCUGAAUCUGACGAAUGGAGCGGUCCAGUCCUACGUCUGGUGGGUCAAGGGGGCAGCGGCGGAAAUCCAGCGGUACGACGAGGACGGACUGCAGAUUGGCAAAAAACCCGCUGGCAGUUAUCCCUGGUUCGACGAUGAGACCUCCUCACCCACCUUGCGUUCGCCCAAAUUCGCGCCCAGUCCGCCAAACAACUACUACAAGGGCUGGUGGACCUAUCCCUACUUCUCGUGCUCCCAGAGCCGCUGGCUGGUGUCCUACAGCAUCGCCAUUCCGCCGAUUGGGCGCCACGGGCUAAGGGGCUUCAUCAGCAUCGACAUUGACGUGUCCACGCUGCGGGUUAACCAAUGCGAGGCGGAGCCCUAUCCAUUUGGCAGUCGCCGCCAGAAAAUGCAGCAACUGCAGACGCACAAUCGCCUGGGGGCACGGAGAACCUCGUUUUUGGGCAGCAGAAUGGGGGCCAUCGAUGAGAGCACCAUCAACGAUCUGCAGGCAUUCCACAGCUCCCACAAGUGUCAUCGCACCUCCAUGGUGUGCGAUUACCGUCAGCCAAGUGCGGAGACUCCUACCGUAACUGGUGGCAAACUGCUGACCGCGCUGACCGGAAGCAGCAGCUGGACCCGUGGAUCGUACCAGUGCCUCUGCCGCGGGGGAUUCUACUCGCUGCGGCAUCCGGAUGGAUUCAAUGGCACCAUCAUGGAGAUUGCCUGGCAGGAGCAGCAGGACAACAUAAGCAAUUACUAUUCCGAGGUCUUCAAGUGUUUGCCCUGCGCCCCCGGCUGCGACACGUGCACGGGUCCGGAGCCAUGUUUGGCCAACUACCACUGGCCAUUCAGAAUAUCGCUGUUGACCAUAUCCAUUGGCUGUGCCUGCGGCACCUUCGUUCUCGCCGGCUAUCUCUUCCGGCAUCGUCGCGUGAAGGUCUUCAAGGUGGCCAGCCCCAUCUUUCUGAUGAUCACGCUCAUCGGCUGCGCCAUCAUGUAUCUGGAGAUGGUAGCUAUCUUUCCCUAUCUGGAUACCACUUGGUGUAUUGCCACUAAAUGGACGCGGCAUAUGGGCUUUUGCAUCACCUACACUUCGCUGCUUAUGAAAACCUGGCGGGUUUCCUUAACGUAUCGCGUCAAGUCGGCCCACAAAAUAAAACUGAAUGAUCAGCAACUUUUGCAGUGGAUGGUGCCCAUUCUGUUGGUUAUGCUGAUCUACUUGGGCACAUGGACGAUUUCGGCAACACCCACAGCAGAAGUGAUCUUAGACCAGAGUCAGUUGAAGUUCAAGCAGUGCUCGUACAACUGGUGGGAUCACAGUUUGGCCAUCGGAGAAGUGUUCUUCCUGGCCUGGGGCAUCCGGGUGUGCUACAAUGUGCGGAAUGCGGAGAGUCUGUACAACGAGGCCCGGCUCAUCUCCUACGCCAUCUACAACAUAGCCCUCGUCAAUAUCGCCAUGGUGGUGUUCCAUGUAAUGCUCUUUCCGAACGCCGGACCCGAUUAUAAGUAUAUGCUGGGAUUUGUGCGCACCCAGCUUUCCACGACCACCACGAUUGCCCUCGUGUUCGGUCCAAAGAUUUUGCGUGUCUUUAAGGGCCAGGGCGACAAGUGGGAUCAGAAGGCCAAGGUGCGGAGCAUAACGGCUUCAUUCUCGCUAAAUGGAGUGGGUCUGGUCCCGGAGGAGUCGCCUGAUCUUUACCAGGAGAACGAAGAACUCAAGGAACAAGUCCAGAAGCUGGCCCACCAAAUCGAGUUCAUGAAGACUGUGCACAUGCAGAUGAACAACAGGCAUCUGAAGCCAAAGCCGGGCGGAUAUUUUACCAUAACUUCAACCUCGUUUCAAGCGCCAUAUAGCAAAAACACGGUUUCCACAGCGCAGACGCAAACGGGCAAGGAUGAGAACAGCACGCCAACGAAAUUAAAAUCGCCCAAAGGCAAAGUCUGACGAGGUCAACGAAGUGUUAAAGAUUGCUCAAUAGAAAUCGAUAGGGGGCAGG